AUGUCUCCGGCCCGGCUCCGGCCCCGACUCCGGCUCUCGCUGCUACUGCUGCUGCUUUCUGUCACCCCUGACCCACCACUGAUUCUGCUCACUGCCUUUGACUCCUCCAUCAAUCUCACUGGGCACUGCCCCUACACCUCUGACCUUGCAUGUGGACUGGAACCCAAGCACUCAGCUGCAGCCAAGACUGGCGGCUGUUUCCCGGCAGGAGCCAGGGUUCGCCUGGAAAAUGGGGCUCGAGUGGCCCUUUCUGCCUUGCAGCCAGGGGAUCGGGUGUUGGCCAUGGGGGAGGAUGGGAGCCCAACCUUCAGUGAUGUGCUCAUCUUCCUGGAUCGAGAGCCAGCCAUUCAGAGGGCCUUCCAUGUCAUAGAGACCCUGGACCCACCCCGGAGCCUGACACUCACCCCAGCACACCUGCUGUUCACUGCAGAUAACCACACAGAGCCUGCCACUGGCUUUCGGGCUACCUUUGCCAGUCAGGUGCAGCCUGGCCAGUAUGUGCUGGUGGCAGGAGUUCCAGGGCUGCAGCCUGCCAGGGUGGCAGCUGUUUCCACCCGAACGGCCCCAGGGGCCUAUGCCCCUCUCACCAAGCACGGGACCCUGGUGGUCGAGGAUGUGGUGGCCUCCUGCUUCGCCACCGUGGCUGAGCAGCGCCUGGCUCAGCUGGCUUUCUGGCCCCUUCGUCUCUACCAUAGUCUGUCAUGGGGCAGCAGGACCCCAGGAGAGGGUGUCCAUUGGUACCCUCAGCUGCUGUACCGCCUGGGGCGCCUCCUGCUGGAUGAAGACAGUUUCCAUCCCCUGGGGAUGGCAGGGAUGGGCAGCUGAACCGUUUCCCAUCCCCAUUCACAGCCUCCCCCACCUCAAAUCCCUCUGUCCCCCUAGCCAGGAGGACUCUAAUCCUGGUAGAUGGCAUGGAACAUGGGGAGGAGGGGAGCCGGGAGAACUGCUUGUCACCAGGGAGGCACCUACAGCCAAGUGAUUCAAAGUUCUCCGUCAAGCUGUCACGAAGACACUGAAUGUGAGCUGUCAGGUGCCCGGCUUUUAUCCACAGAACAAAAACAGCCACCAGGAACCCUCUAGAGACCUUGAAAGCUGGCUCGUUGCUCUCAUCAUUGCUCCCAAUCAAUAAGCAACACCUCCCCACUUCCCUGACUCUAAGAGGCCUCCUGUUUCUGAUCCCAGGUCUGAGUUCGCCCAUGGGGUAAGGUGCGCCUUCCUUGAUGCUGCUAGAUUUCCCAAAGGCAGAGUGAAGGAGAAGAGAAGUUCCUGGGAGUAUGGGGAGAGGAGAAACUCCGAAGGUCUUCACUCGGCCACUUCUCAUCUACACACUCCCAGAGAGGCCCCAAAGACUGAUUAUUGGUGGAUAGAGUUCUUGGUAGCCAGCGGAACCCUGUGAUCUAGCCAAUAGAAUGGGGGCCUCCAAGCCACUCCCCUUGAGGGACUGAGGGGACCCAAAGAAGGAGAGGAACACUCGGGAGCCCCAGAAAGCCUAUACGUUGGGGUGUGGUUCAGUCUUUCAACCCAGCCGCAACCCUUCAGGACUGCGUGGAGGGGGAAGAAGGUUCCCCACAGUAUGAGAUGGGGAUGAGGAGCACUGGCUUCCGGACUACGCACGAUUCCCUCCCCAUCUAGAUCUCCCCCCACUCUCCCCCUCCUCCAGUCGUGUCCCCCCCUUCUUAUUUAUUGGCGUGGAGGGGGAGGUCCGUGGGGGCGGUUUGGAAGCAUUUUUGUCUUCUUUCUUUUGUAAUAAACGUUAUUUAAGGUGUCACAACCGUGGGGCAGGGUCGUUGUAAUGAGAGCAAUAAAUGAUUCACCCGCAAGGUGGGCAGCU
Gracilinanus agilis (Agile Gracile Mouse Opossum) is the source of this 1831-nucleotide messenger RNA. It is a transcript of the gene IHH, whose product is annotated as Indian hedgehog signaling molecule. Bases 1 to 825 code for a protein of 274 amino acids. Gene Ontology annotation, biological process: intein-mediated protein splicing; cell-cell signaling; regulation of gene expression. The transcript is spliced from 3 exons. NCBI's taxonomy places the organism in Eukaryota, Metazoa, Chordata, Mammalia, Didelphimorphia, Didelphidae. Gene Ontology annotation, molecular function: calcium ion binding; patched binding. The record is from RefSeq and is a predicted model, not a curated record.